GCUGCCGCUCGAGCACCAUUUCAACCGCUAAACUUCCUCUCACCAGGCUACAAGACCACGGGGCGAAACUCAAACCCAAACCCAAAGGUCUAACGGGUGUUCAUAAUUGGGGCUCUGACGAAUUAUUAGCUUUGAGAGUGGUUGUUGUGUGAGCCGAUGAAGUAGACCAGUCAAGAACGAAGAAUCAAAGGCCGCAUCACACUUUCCUCCUCAAGGACUCUCUAAACCACAUUCUUCUUACUACAACAAGCAGGACAACAGAGGAUGAUGUCUUUAACGAGGUUGAAUUUCCUCCAUCUUCAUCUCCAUCUCCAUCUCCAUCUCCAUCUCCAUCUCCACCUCUCAUUGUAAAAGCUGUGGUUACCUAGAAAGGAACCAUUCAUUCCCUUACAAAGAGAAACAGAGAAAUUGAAGAAAAUGAAUAAUGUGAUUUCAGCACAAUCUUCUACACAAAUGAUACAGACUCUACACUUACAGCAUGCCUUCUCCAAAACUAGUAAACCAACAUUUGUUCCCAUAACCCGAUUCAAUAAACCUUUCCUUUACAAUAAUGAUAAUAAUUUCAAAGAGAAUAAGAGUUGUAAUCUUCAAAGCUGCUGCCUUGGGGUCUCCGUCGUUGAUUCUGUUUCGGGGGAAUCAUUGUCCACCCACCAGGUGCUCGAUGAAAUGCCUCUUUCAGAUACAUUUCCUUGGAAUAGUCUUAUCCAGACCCAUCUCACCAAUGGUGAUUUUUACCAAGCGGUGUUGAUGUAUGGGCAAAUGUUAGCCCGAGGUGUUCGCCCCGACAGGCACACUCUCCCUCGCGUUUUAACCGCUUCUCGCCUUUUGAAAUCAUUAUUCGUUGGGAAACAGAUACAUGGGCAGGCUCUCAAACUUGGUCUCUUUUCUGAUCGCUACGUAGUCACUGCACUGAUGGAAUUGUAUGGUCGUCUUAGCAGUGCUGAUGCUGCCAAAUGGGUGUUUGACAAAUCCCCUCAGAGUCCAAGGAAUUCUGUGGUUGCUUGGACUAUGUUGAUUGGGUUGUAUGUUAUAGAAGAUAAACCCCGAUUGGCCGUUGACCUGUUCAAUCAGGUGGUGGACUCUGGGGCUGCUGACAUUGAUUCGGUGGUAUUAGCCACUGCUAUUGGUGCUUGUGGGCUACUUAAAUCACUGCAAGAAGGGAGAAAUGCUCAUCGGAUUGCUAGGGAACAUGGGUUGGAGUUUGAUGUUUUGGUGGGCAAUUCCCUUAUGAAAAUGUACAUUGAUUGUGGCAGUCUCAGAGAUGCUCGAGCAGUCUUUGAUAGAAUGCUGGUAAAGGAUGCCAUUUCAUGGACUGAAAUGUUUCGUGGGUACGUGAAGAAAGGAGGGUUCAAUGAGGGUCUGAAAUUAUUUCGGCAGAUGAGCGUGGAGCAGGGAAUAAGACCAGAUUCUCUUGCAAUAUCCAGCAUUCUCCCAGCUUGUGCAAGAGUAGCAGCCCAUAAACAUGGCAAAGAAAUUCAUGGGUACUUGGUAAGAAACGGGAUUGACUUGAACCUUACGGUACGGAAUGCUGUAAUGGACAUGUAUGUAAAAUCAGGAUCAAUUGAAUAUGCUUCCAGGAUAUUUUUAGGGAUGAAGGACAAGGAUGUUAUUUCAUGGACUGUGAUGAUAUUGGGCAAUAGUUUACAUGGAUAUGGAGAGCUUGCAGUGACUAUGUUCCGCGAAAUGGAGAAAAACUCCAAUGUAGAAAUAGAUCCCAAAAUGUAUGUUGCAGUCCUCUACGCUGCUUGUACUGCCCGCUUGGUUGAAGAUGGUAGGUUCUACUUCAGCUGCAUUAGGGCACCUAAGGUUGCACACUGUGCUUUAAUAGUAGGUCUUCUUGCUCGUUCUGGGCUUUUCGAUGAGGCUAGGACCUUUAUUGAGGAAAGAAAGCUUGCACGGCAUGCAGAGGUGCUGAGAGCUUUGCUAGAUGGUUGCAGGAUCCACCAAAAUGCUAAUGUAGGAAAGCGAGUCGUCGAGCAGCUAUGUGAUUUGGAGCCUCUAAAUGCGGAGAACUAUGUGUUACUAUCAAACUGGUACGCACACAACGCAAAAUGGGACAUGGUCGAUAAAUUGAGAGAAACUAUCAGAGACAUGGGUUUGAAGCCUAAGAAAGCUUAUAGCUGGAUAGAGUUCCAGAACAAAAUUCAUGUGUUUGGUACAGGGGACGUAUCCCAUCCAAGAUCAAAGAAGAUAUAUUGGGAACUAGAGAGUUUGAUGAAGAAAUUGGAUCAAGAAGGGUUUAGGCCUAAAUCAGAUUUCUGUCUCCAUGAUGUAGAUGAAGAGCGAGAGUGCAUUCCAAUUGGUCACAGUGAAAUGUUGGCCAUUUCGUUCGGGCUCAUUAGUACACAAGCAGGGGCGACGAUUUGUGUGACCAAAAACCUACGUAUGUGUCGCGAUUGUCAUGAUUCCAUAAGGGUGUAGUCUGGGUUUUAGAACCAGAAAAGGUUCCAAAGUUGGGGCUCGUAGACAAAGCACCAAGAGAUAAAAAGCAGAAGAAAGAAAACUUUGAGGUUUCCCCUGUCCAAAAAUACGCAAAAGUCAAGGGUCAGUCACUCAUUCUAACAAAUUCCGAUGGUUCUCACAUAGAAAUUCAGCUCAAGGGUUGCACAAUAGCAGCUGUUUCUGCUACAACCUUAUCUUCAAGAAAAUGGUGAGGUCCUGAGCAAGCAGUCUGAAACCACCAACACAGUAAUAUUAUUUUGGUUUCUGUAUGAAGUUUCUUUGGGAUCAUGUGAUGCAACUUUAACCAUAAGUUCAAAUCUACUGGAAUGGAACCUAGGUGUGAUGCCUAGACCUUUCAGUCUUUAAACCUCAAAAUCAGAUUUGUUUUGCCACCCCUCUUGUACCAAAAAACCAUAAUAUACAAUCUUUGAGUCCCUUUCCCUUCAAUCCUUCUAACACUCUUGACUAACCAAAAAUAACCUAAAAUGGCAAAAGCACUAUUGUCAGGUACUAUUUCAGCGCGUCAAAUAGUCCAAAAUCCUCCCAUUGUCUUUAUCAAAGUAAGCUCAAACCCCUUAUUCCCUGAAUACACCAUUAUCCAUAAAACCCCCAUUUUUUACCAAUCUUUCUGCUCCAUAACCCAGCUUCAAUUAGCCAUAAAUAGAGCUUUUUGCAGCUUCGGUACAUUAAUUUUGGGCUCAUGCAGUUGUCCUACUCCACCCUAGGUGUGAUUGCCUGAGUUUUUGCCCUUCUUUAUCCUAUUCCACUUCAUUCUCUUAUUUUCUGU
Camellia sinensis is the source of this 3229-nucleotide messenger RNA. Its product is annotated as pentatricopeptide repeat-containing protein DOT4, chloroplastic. The record is from RefSeq and is a predicted model, not a curated record. Gene Ontology annotation, molecular function: RNA binding; zinc ion binding; protein binding. NCBI's taxonomy places the organism in Eukaryota, Viridiplantae, Streptophyta, Magnoliopsida, Ericales, Theaceae. Gene Ontology annotation, biological process: RNA modification.